UUCCUCUCACAUGCUGUGAGUGCCGGUCCAUCUUGUGAAUGAUUGAUGCUCAUGAAAAUCCUCGAACUCUGGAGGUUUGUAUUUGCGUACUGUACUCGCUUGCCUUUUAUCAUCUACCUUUAUACGUUGUAGAUUUUGAUCUUUAGCUUGGGUUCUCCUUUUCUUUUCGUUCCUUGAAUUAUGGAGAACUAGAGACUUUUUGGGUUUCGUUGCUGGCUUUUGCUUUCUAGUCUGAGAGAGAUAAUCGAUGGAUUUGCUAAUUGCUAGACCAGGUUGUGUCUUUGGGGGGUAUAUUCUAGUUGUGGGUUUUUGUUUCUUGGGUUUAUUGUUUUGAAAACCCGGAUGAAAGUUGGCAUUUUUAUGGCUGGGAAUUGAAAAGUUCUGAACUUUUACGAGUUUUUAGUUGUGAAAGUUGGAAAUUGAGAUAGGUGAUUACUUUUCAGAUGCGGGUUUUAGUUGUGAUGAGCUAAAAUACAAGUUUUUCGGUACAGUAAAAUUCAGAAAACAGAACAGAAAUAAUAUUGGUCUUCAGUUAUUGAUUUUUGGCACAAUGUCUUUCCACACGAUGAAUUAUGCAUCCCAUAUCUUGAGUUAAGUAGAUAUGAACAGGAACCUUUAUGAGACAAGGUUUAGUCCAGCUCUAGCUGUUCCUUCAUCAUCGAUUCUCUUACAUGCUGAUGAAAGUGGUAAAUUUCCUGCAUCUAAGAAGGGUCCUGUUUCAAAUACACCUUCAAGAAGCAGUGACUCUACUGGUUCUUUCCUAGGUAUUAUUGGAGGGGUGUCCGUGGUUUCUUCACUGAAUUUUUUGAGAAAGCUAGUCAAGUGGAGUUCAAAAGAUGGAGAAAGUUCCCUUCCUUUUAUACUUCACUCUGAUUCUGUGUUAUAUAAGGAGCUUUUAUCACAUGAGACUUAUUUUCCUUCCCUCAGGAGUAAAAGGGAAUGUACUCAUGAUUCAGACCCUACCCCAAUUGUGGAUAAAAAGGUUUUCCUAGAGAAUUCAGGAGCUCAUUGCAUAGUAAUGCCCUGUAACAUUUCACAUUCAUGGCAUGAUGAGGUUUCUAAAGGAUGUUCUGUUCCUUUCCUCCAUAUGAUGGGUGAGUCUGUUGCCAGGGAGCUCAAGGAAGCAAAGUUGAAGCCACUUGAAGUUGGGAUUCAUUUGCGGAUUGGAGUACUUGCGACUAAUGCAACUUUAACAGCAGGAUUUUAUCAGGAGAAACUACAUAAUGAAUGAGGUAAAUUCAUUCUGCCAAAUAAAGCAAUUAUAGAACAUACAGUAAUUCCUGCAAUUGAAGCUUUAAACAGAAAGGACAUGGAAGGAGCUAGCGCUAACGUUUUGAGGAUUGCUCUCCAAGUUCUUUUAGUAAGGGCAAUGAACUCAGUAAUCAUUGUCUCUGAUGAUAUGCAUGAUCUUUUGAAUUGGGAUGAUCCACUUCUUAAAAAAUGUAUUGAUCCAAUGGACUCAUUGGCCAGGUCAACUAUUAAGUCAGUCAGCUUCUUGCAAAAGUCUAACUUUGGAUAA
This is a messenger RNA of Alnus glutinosa, 1519 nucleotides long. RefSeq lists its product as uncharacterized. The record is from RefSeq and is a predicted model, not a curated record. Lineage: Eukaryota; Viridiplantae; Streptophyta; Magnoliopsida; Fagales; Betulaceae.